Molecule: messenger RNA, 2937 nt
Organism: Papaver somniferum (opium poppy)
Lineage: Eukaryota; Viridiplantae; Streptophyta; Magnoliopsida; Ranunculales; Papaveraceae
Product: CSC1-like protein At3g21620
Exons: 12
Coding region: 248-2545 (765 amino acids)
Cellular component (GO): plasma membrane
Molecular function (GO): calcium-activated cation channel activity
Source: RefSeq, a predicted model, not a curated record
UUAACUAUUUUGUACAGAUUUUCAGUUCACCUUCUUAUACUGUAAAGUCAGAAAUUUUUCUGUCUUUUUAUGGUCAAUUUAUGAAUUAAUACUUUUAGGCGUUACUUUUCUUUUCUAGAUCUUAUUUGUUUAAGUUCAUGUGUCUGGGUUUCUAGUAUCAAACAUGGACUUAGUACUUGAUUUUCAUGAUUAAUCGAUCAUUAAUCAGAAUUUCAGAACAGAAGGUUAGCUCAUUUUCAGAAGAUAGAUGGCGACUCUACAAGACAUAGGGGUUGCAGCGGGUAUCAAUAUCAUAUACGCCUUUGCUUGCUUUAUUAUCUUUGCGCUAAUAAGAUUGCAACCUUUCAAUGAUAGAGUAUACUUUCCCAAAUGGUAUCUUAAGGGUCUAAGAAGCAGUCCGGCAGGCUCAGGAGCUUUAACCAAGUUCGUGAAUUUAGAUAUUUGGUCGUACAUCACGUUUUUAAAUUGGAUGCCAGAUGCACUUAGAAUGCCUGAACCUGCGCUGAUUGAACAUGCAGGACUUGAUUCUGCUAUCUACUUACGGAUUUACUUGCUUGGACUUAAAAUCUUCGUACCUAUUGCACUCUUUGCAUUUGCAAUCCUGGUGCCUGUAAAUUGGACUAAUAACACGCUGGAGCAAUCAAAAUUAACUUUCAGUGACAUAGACAAAAUUUCCAUUUCGAAUAUUCCUGAGGGGUCGCCUAGAUUUUGGACUCAUAUAGUGAUGGCUUAUGCGUUUACUUUUUGGACAUGCUAUUCUUUGCAUAAGGAGUAUGAACUGGUUGCCACAAUGAGGUUGCACUUUCUGGCAACAGAAGAACGCCGUCCUGAUCAGUUUACAGUCCUCGUAAGAAAUGUACCGCCAGACCCUGAUGAAUCAGUUAGUGAGCUUGUGGAGCACUUUUUUCUCGUCAACCAUCCAGAUAGUUAUCUCACUCAUCAGGUCGUAUUCAAUGGAAACAAACUCAGUGCAUUGGUCAAAAAGAAGGAAAAAGCACAGAACUGGCUUGAUUAUAAUCAACUUAGAUAUUCACGCAAUCAAUCUAAAAGACCAACGACAAAGACUGGCUUUCUCGGACUAUGGGGAGACAGACUGGAUUCAAUUGAUUAUUACACUAGUGAAGUGGAUAAGCUGUCAAAAGAAAUAGAGGCAGAGAAGCAAAAGAUGACCAAGAACCCGAAGUAUAUAAUGCCAGCGGCGUUUGUUUCUUUCAAAAGUCGACGGGCAGCUGCUGUCUGUGCACAAACUCAGCAGACUAGAAAUCCAACAUUAUGGUUGUCUGAGUGGGCUCCAGAGCCGCGGGAUGUAUACUGGAACAACUUAGCCAUUCCAUUUGUGUCACUCACAAUUAGGAGACUUAUUAUAGGUGUUGCAUUCUUCUUCCUUACUUUCUUCUUUAUGAUACCAAUAGCAAUUGUACAGUCCCUGGCGAACAUCGAAGGAAUUGAAAAGGCAGUCCCGUUCUUAAAGCCCCUCAUCGAAAAGCCUGCCGUUAAAUCGCUCAUCCAAGGGUUUCUACCGGGUAUUGCUCUAAAGAUAUUCCUCAUUGUUCUACCGACAAUAUUGAUGUUUAUGUCAAAAUUUGAAGGCUUUUAUUCGUUAUCAUCACUGGAGAAGAGAUGUGCAUCACGAUAUUAUAUUUUCAAAUUUGUUAAUUUGUUCCUCGGGAGUAUUAUUGCUGGAACCGCAUUUCAACAGCUAGAUACUUUUAUUCACAAGUCGGCUAAUCAAAUUCCGGAAACAAUUGGUGUCUCCAUCCCAAUGAAAGCAACUUUCUUCAUUACUUAUAUAAUGGUUGAUGGAUGGGCUGGUGUUGCUGGUGAAAUUCUAAGGCUCAAACCACUGAUUAUGUACCACUUGAAAAACUUUUUCUUGGUAAAAACGGAAAAGGAUAGAGAGGAGGCAAUGGACCCAGGCAGUAUUGGUUUUGAUACAGGGGAACCUCAGAUUCAAUUUUACUUUUUACUUGGCCUGGUUUAUGCUGUUAUCACUCCUUUCUUACUUCCUUUCAUAAUCGUAUUCUUCGCCCUCGCGUACGUUGUGUUCCGUCAUCAGAUUAUUAAUGUUUACAAUCAAGAAUACGAGAGUGCAGCUUCAUUUUGGCCAGACGUCCAUGGCCGUAUAAUUGUUGCUUUGAUUGUCUCACAGCUUCUUUUAAUGGGUUUGUUAAGUACUAAGAAAGCAGCUCAAUCAACACCACUCCUCAUUGCUCUUCCUGUUCUUACUAUAUGUUUUAAAAAAUUCUGCAAGAAUCGUUUUGAACCUGCGUUCAAGAAAUUUCCGUUGCAGGAAGCAAUGAUGAAAGACACAUUGGAAAGAAUAAGAGAGCCGAAUCUCAUUCUAAAAGGGUACCUCGAAAAUGCUUAUACUCAUCCAGUGUUCAAGGAUGAAGAAGAGGAAGACGAGAGUUAUAUAGUAGACGAAGAGUGGAAACCGGAAAACUUGGUACCGACUAAACGCCAUUCCCGAAGAUCAACACCAUUGACUAGCAAUUACAGCAGUCUCGGUUUAUCUUCACGUUCGUUGCUUGAGGUUACCGAUUAAAUAGUUUUAGGUGUUACUUUGACUUCUGGUCGAUGUGCAUUUAGCUUCUUAUUUUCCCGAAGAGAUAUUGGUGGCUUUGUAAAAGCUGUUGAAACAGGGAGAGAGAGUAGCCCAAUCCAGCCUCCAAUUUUUGUAACUUGCAAAGAGAAGAAAUUGCUGUAGGAUGAUGAUUUUUUGAACUGCAGUUUAACUGUUCCUUAACGAAGAUAGAAAGCAUAUUGUGAUCAAUGUUUCUCACCAGUACAGAUUACGGUGGAAGUUAGUGAAGAAUGAGUCACAAAAUUCAAAUUGAGAGAGCUGUCAGAAAACCAAAAGAUCUGGUAGACUGUACAAGUUCCAGCAGAUUUUCAAAGCCAUUUGCAACUUGGAUUCCUGUUACUGGCAUUUUAUUC